Molecule: messenger RNA, 1132 nt
Organism: Sinocyclocheilus grahami
Lineage: Eukaryota; Metazoa; Chordata; Actinopteri; Cypriniformes; Cyprinidae
Product: translation initiation factor IF-2, mitochondrial-like
Exons: 8
Coding region: 185-1132 (315 amino acids)
Biological process (GO): translational initiation
Cellular component (GO): cytoplasm
Molecular function (GO): GTPase activity; GTP binding; translation initiation factor activity
Source: RefSeq, a predicted model, not a curated record
UCUGCGCAAUACAUUGUGGGAUACACUGUCAUGGCGGCGCCCAUACAACAGAAAUGACAUCUGACUUUAGAUAUUAUUUGCCUAAGUUGAUUUUUUCUUCACACCUCUGCUUUCAAAGUCUGUAUACUGAAUGAAUUCCGCGGUGGCUGUGUUGAGUGCACUUCCUCUUAUUUAAAAAUCUACAAUGAAGCGGAUAGCAGCCUUGAUUGGCAGGACUGCAGUGUCCUGUUGGCAUCAUGGGAGCCCACAUUUUCCCCCUCCGCCUGCCUGGGCCCCUGGACCUCCUUACACAUGUCUGCAGAUCCGACACCUGGCUGCAAAACAGAAUAAGGGCCAAUUCAAAGGUCAGAAGAUCAACUCCAAACCAGUGAAACUAGAGAAACAACAGAAGCAGGAGGUGGAGAUCAAACAGAGCAUGACUGUGUCAGAACUCGCCACGGCCAUGAAUAAAGACAUUGAUUGUGUCUAUGAGGCCCUGCUCAACACGGAUGUCGAUCUGGACGAGUUGGAGCCCGACACAGUGCUGGAGGAGAAAUGGAUAAAAGAAGCUGUAAAGAGAUCGGGAAUGAAACACAAAUGGGCCAAACUCGUAGAAACCAAAGUCAGAGAAAACAAAGAUAUCCAGAGACAACCUCUCCCAGAUCCCGCUCAGUUAGUUCCUCGAGCUCCAGUGGUGACCAUCAUGGGUCAUGUAGAUCAUGGGAAGACCACCCUGCUGGACAGUCUGAGGAAGAGUCAGAUCGCUGCGCAGGAGGCGGGGGGAAUCACGCAACACAUCGGAGCGUUUCGAGUUCAGCUGCCCUCAGGUGAGAAGAUCACUUUUCUGGACACACCUGGCCAUGCAGCGUUUUCUGGCAUGCGUGCUCGUGGAGCCAUGGUCACUGAUAUAGUCAUCCUGGUGGUUGCAGCUGAUGACGGUGUGAUGAAUCAGACUAUUGAGUCCAUACAGCAUGCCAAAAAAGCCAAAGUGCCGAUUAUCAUUGCUGUGAAUAAAUGUGAUAAACCUCAAGCCGACCCCCAACGCGUGAAAGAGGAGCUUGUAGGCCAUGAUGUUGUCUGUGAGGAGUUUGGUGGGGAAAUACAGGCCAAUCACGUGUCUGCAUUAAAGGCAGUUCCUGGUGAAAUCCCCUAA